This is a messenger RNA of Sitophilus oryzae (rice weevil), 337 nucleotides long. RefSeq lists its product as uncharacterized. Lineage: Eukaryota; Metazoa; Arthropoda; Insecta; Coleoptera; Curculionidae. The annotation marks the transcript as partial. The record is from RefSeq and is a predicted model, not a curated record. The transcript has 2 exons.
CUGUCAUGGAGCGGGAGACACAGCUAAACUCGGAUCGAUGUUAAAACCUCAAACAUCGGCCAAGCCGUCCAUCGACCUGCUGGCCCAGGCGCCCACGAUGGACAAUAAUCGCCUGGAGAAGCUGGUGAAGAAUUUCGUGCACGAAGACAAAGCCCGACUGGCCGCGGCCGCGGCCGCGGCCGCCUGCACUUCCAAACCGAUGCCAAACAGUAUUCAGUACGCCCUGCAGAAGUUCGAGAAGGGAUCUGUGGUGGAAAAUGGAUACGCGCCGAAGAAACCCGCACCCAGCACGGUCAAGAAGGUUCCUGGAUAUCAGUCGACGACUACCGUUGAACAG